UGCUUUACCUUCCUACAAAAAUCAUCCAUUUACAGAAAAAAACAACAAGAGCUUCUCAAAGUCUUUCAAAGCUUCUCAAAAGGUUUCUCCAAUUCACGAAGAUAUUAAUUAUAUACCAAAAAAAAAAAGACAUGAGUUAUUUGAACAAGAUUUGGAUGGCAGCAUCAUUCGUAGCAGUUCAAGGAAACGCCGAUCACGGCGUCAAGUUGAAAAGCGGAAUCACCACCGCUCACCGUCUCCAACGCAGACUUUCCUCCGAUCUCCGUCCUCUCGCCGCCGCUGAUCUCGCCGGAGACAGUAUCCCAUCUGAAGAAAGACGUCGUAACUCUUCUUCAACUACUCCCGAUGAGUCUCUCCGCCAAGUCAUGUACCUCAACUGCUGGGCACAAGGCUAAAAUUCUUACAUUUUCGAUCUCCCAUCUUCAGAUGAUGGUGAUGGAUACGCUUAUGAUGAACGAACCCCGCUUGAGUCAGAUUCUUGAUGCAAACUGUAUAUAUAAGUUUGGUUUCAUCUCUGAUGGUUGACUCUCGCUACCUGCUCAUGUACUCGCUUAGCUUGAGUCAUGUUUUUUUUUUCUUUCUGGAUGCAACUGUAUGUAUAUAGUUUUGGUUACAUCUAUGUGAAUAUUAGAAAUGUUUGAAAAAAUCAAAGCAAGCGUUUCGAUUCGAUUAUGCAAAACUCUUUUUUUCUA
Messenger RNA from Camelina sativa (false flax), 692 nucleotides. RefSeq lists its product as uncharacterized. The record is from RefSeq and is a predicted model, not a curated record. Lineage: Eukaryota; Viridiplantae; Streptophyta; Magnoliopsida; Brassicales; Brassicaceae.